Formica exsecta is the source of this 1312-nucleotide messenger RNA. RefSeq lists its product as uncharacterized. Gene Ontology annotation, cellular component: plasma membrane. The coding region runs from base 155 to 1312 and encodes 385 amino acids. NCBI's taxonomy places the organism in Eukaryota, Metazoa, Arthropoda, Insecta, Hymenoptera, Formicidae. Gene Ontology annotation, molecular function: odorant binding; olfactory receptor activity. The record is from RefSeq and is a predicted model, not a curated record. Gene Ontology annotation, biological process: detection of chemical stimulus involved in sensory perception of smell; sensory perception of smell. The transcript is spliced from 8 exons.
UGUCAUACAUUUAUAUAUUAAAGAUAUUUACGUUACAAUUUACAAUACAAAAGGAACAAAUUAUGAAAUAUUUAAGAAAGAACUUGAGAAUGAGGGAUAGUUGAAAUCUUGCUAAUUUUUUCAUGGUCAGACGCGUCUCGAUUCUCAUCGAAAGAUGAUAUGCAUUGUGAAACAGCAUUUCAAACUCAAUCGUGUUCUUUUACUUGCAAUUGGCUUAUGGCCUUAUCACCAAUCAUUAUUCGUUCGAUUUCAGCGAAUCUUGCUUAUUGGUAUUCUGAUAAGUAGUGCUGUAUUUCAGUUUACAGUAUUUUUGACUUCAGAAUGUACACUUGACUUUGUUAUCAAAAUUCUCUCUUCCGUAUUAUAUUUUAUGAUAUUUAUGAUUAAAUACAACUCGUUUUGGGUUAAUUUUCAAGCCGUGAAAAGUUUAUUGGAGCAACUUCAAAAUAUUUGUAAUGAGUUAAAAGAUGAGAAUGAAGUUGUUAUUAUGAAAAAAUAUGGGAACAACGCAAAAUGUUAUACAACUAGAAUAAUAGGGGUUUCAAUGUUCAGCAUAUUUAUUUCCUUUUUUGUGCCAAUAUGGCCGCGUAUUCUUGAUAUUGUUCUGCCCAUGAAUGAAUCUCGAUCACGUUCUACACUAUUACAUCUGACCCAGUACUUUGUCGAUCAGGAAAAGUAUUAUUAUUUAAUUGUCUUGCACAUGAACGCAGCCAUGUGUAUAGGGGGAACUGCAAUUAUAGGAACAGGAACAAUGCUCAUAGCAUACCUCAAACAUGCUUGCGGAAUGUUUACAAUUGCCAGUUACCGUAUCGAGCAAGCAAUGACAGUUAAUAAUUUACAAAAUAGCUUACAGAAUGAGAUUUUAAUUUAUAAGGAAAUAAUUUGUGCAGUGGACGUUCAUUGCAAAGCUAUAGAAUUCUCCAAAUCUUUAAUAUCUAGUUUUGAGGGAUCAUUCUUUUUUUUAAUAGGAUUUGGUGUGAUUUGUUUGAGUCUCAACCUUUUUGAAAUGUAUCAGACUUUAUCGUAUGGAGAUGAUAGAGAAGAAUUUUUAUUUCACUUUAUAAUUGUAAACCUAAUUCUUUUAUACAUGUUCUUAGCUAACUAUGCCGGACAAGAAAUAAUAGAUCACAAUAAUCAUAUAUUUUAUACCGCAUACAACGUUCGCUGGUAUGUAGCACCGUUACACGUACAGAAACAGAUAUUAUUUAUAUUACAAAGGAGCACCAAAGCUGUUAGUCUAAAUGUGGGUGGACUGUUCGCAGCAUCCUUAAACUGCUUUGCCUCCGUAAAUAUCAUUUAUGAAGAUAUUUAA